AUUGACAUGGCCUAUGAGACAAAACCUGCUCUGAAAUCAGUGUGUGUUAGGGUUACAGCAUGGACGUCCGCAAAACAACUCUACUUCUCUGUCUUUUCCUUUACGCAGGUGUCCUUAAAGUUCAGACCCAGAUCACAGAUGCUUUAGAUGCGUACGUUAAAACCGACGGCGCUUGGAUUCUCACGUUGCAAAAAAGUCAGUAUCCUGCAACCUCAGCAGAACAAUGUGCACUAAAAUGCAACGCAGAAACACUGUUCACAUGCAGGUCUUUUGUAUUCAUCGAAAAAGAUCAGGACUGUAUAACAAUACCGGCCAACUCGAAGACAGAGUCAGUGUUUCGGAGAAUGAAUACAGCUCUGUUUGAGAAGAAAGAUUAUUUACUUGAAUGUCUGACUGGAACCGGGAUCGACUACAGAGGGACAAAAAGCAGGACAAAAUCAGGAACAUUGUGCCAGCGCUGGGACAGUACAUAUCCUCACAAGCCAAACAUCACGCCGAAGACGCAUCCAAAAGCUGACCUGGAGUCCAAUUACUGUCGAAACCCAGAUGGAGACAGCGAUGGCCCCUGGUGCUACACCUUGGACGUGAAUAAGAGAUGGGAGCCCUGUGACAUCCCCAGCUGCAGUGAGGAAUGCAUGUACUGUAGUGGAGAAAACUACAGAGGGAAGAUCUCCAAAACCGAGUCAGGAUUCACCUGUCAACGCUGGGACUCCCAGAAACCCCAUAACCAUGGAUACAUUCCCUCAGUUCUUCCUGACAAGUACUUGGAGGAGAACUUCUGCAGAAAUCCAGACGGAGAACCAAGACCUUGGUGUUUCACCACAAGUCCAUCCAAACGCUGGGAUUACUGCCCCAUCUCUCGCUGCUUAUCCCCUCCUCCAACCAUCGCACCAGAGCUGACCUGUACUACAGGUGACGGGAACUUGUACAGAGGCCACAUUGCUGUCACCACCUCAGGGAAAACUUGCCAAGCGUGGUCAUCUCAGAGUCCUCAGAAGCAUUCCAGAACACCAGAGAACUACCCGUGCAAAGGUCUGGAUAACAACUACUGCAGAAACCCUGACAACGAAAGGAGUCCCUGGUGUUACACCACCGACCCAGAAACCCGCUGGGAGUACUGCAAUAUACCGAGCUGUGGUACCGAGCCACGCCCAGAAGAUCCAGUUAUUGCUCCAGCUGAGGACUGUUACACAGGAGACGGCAGCUCGUACCGUGGAGUCAUGUCAGAGACCAUCAGUGGGAAGAAGUGCCAGUUCUGGACUUCUAUGGAACCUCAUAAACAUGCAAAGACACCACAGACAUUCCCUAACGCAGACUUGAGAAGGAACCUGUGCAGGAACCCUGAUGGUGACACGGCGCCAUGGUGCUACACCACUGACCCAUCUGUGCGCUGGGAAUACUGUAAGAUAGAGCGCUGUGGUAGCACUCUCCCCUCUCAGGACACUCAGGCCAAUCAGGGCUCUCAGGCCAAUCAGGGCUAUCAGGGCUCUCAGGCCAAUCAGGGCACUCGUGACCCCACGGCCACAACCCCAACACAGGCGCCGAAUCCUUCACAAAUCACAGAUUGCAAGAUCGGCAACGGAGCAGAUUAUCGAGGUUCGAUAUCGAAGACCGCAGUAGGAGUGACCUGCCAAGAGUGGAGCGCUACAACCCCCCACAUUACCACCUUUAAACCUUCAACGCACCCUGACAGGGGUCUGGAGUCUAAUAAUUGCAGAAAUCCUGAUAAUGACGCAAACGGACCUUGGUGUUACACUACGGAUCCUACAAAGAAGUGGGACUACUGUCAUAUUCCAGACUGUGGCAGACCAAAAUGCGGACAGCCAACCGUAAAACCAAGACGCUGCUUUGGCCGGAUCGUCGGAGGAUGCGUCUCUAAACCUUACUCUUGGCCUUGGCAGAUCAGUCUCAGAACCAGCACCGGCAUUCACUUCUGUGGAGGAACGUUAAUCGCUGCUCAGUGGGUCCUGACAGCAGCUCACUGCCUUGAACGAUCUUCCAGACCCUCUGCCUACAAAGUAUACUUGGGAAUCCAUACAGAAAGGGCAAAUGAGCCGUCCAAGCAGGUCCGAGACUUGGAAAAGAUUGUGAAGGGGCCAGCAGGAACAGACAUCGCUUUACUCAAGCUGGAAACGCCAGUUAUUAUAAAUGAUAAAGUAUCUACGGUGUGUUUGCCUGAGAAAGACUACAUCGUGCCCAGUGGAACAGAGUGCUACGUUACAGGCUGGGGAGAAACCCAAGGAACGGGUGGAGAAGGCAUUCUGAAGGAGACCGGCUUCCCGGUCAUCGAAAACAAAGUGUGCAACCGUCCAGCCUACCUGAACAACCGAGUGAAGGACCACGAGAUGUGUGCAGGAAACAUUGAAGGAGGAACUGACAGCUGUCAGGGUGAUAGUGGAGGUCCUCUUGUAUGCUUUGGUCAGAACACCUUCAUUCUUCAGGGCGUGACGUCGUGGGGUCUCGGCUGUGCCAAUGCCAUGAAGCCUGGUGUGUACGCUCGCGUCUCCAAGUUCAUUGACUGGAUCGAAAAACAGACAAAGUCAAAUUCUUAAGCGUAUCAGUGCAACGUCAGGCAUCCUGGUCUGAAAUGCAAAUGACAACUUUUUAAACCCUUUUGAAAGCCUCAUAAAAACACAAGACAUGAUGUUGAUUUUAAUUUCGAAUCUAAUUUUUAUCAGAUGGCAAUUUAUAUACGCAUUAAAGAAGAGAAACUUGGA
Molecule: messenger RNA, 2717 nt
Organism: Ictalurus furcatus (blue catfish)
Lineage: Eukaryota; Metazoa; Chordata; Actinopteri; Siluriformes; Ictaluridae
Gene: plg
Product: plasminogen
Exons: 20
Coding region: 60-2552 (830 amino acids)
Biological process (GO): proteolysis
Cellular component (GO): extrinsic component of plasma membrane
Molecular function (GO): serine-type endopeptidase activity; signaling receptor binding
Source: RefSeq, a predicted model, not a curated record